Messenger RNA from Lactuca saligna, 591 nucleotides. The record is from the annotation of a GenBank genome assembly. Lineage: Eukaryota; Viridiplantae; Streptophyta; Magnoliopsida; Asterales; Asteraceae.
AUGGUGAAGCAACGACGUUUGAGGCAUAUUGCGGUGGUACUCGAGUGGCCCAACGAGCAGACCACAACCAGCAAACCACUGUGCUGGUGUUCGUGUCAUUCUACAGGUUUGCUACCAUUGAUUCGUAGGUUGAUUCUUUCUCACCUGAAGUCGGGUAGAUUUAGUGGAUGGGAAGGGACGCAUUGUUCACAGAUAUUGGCAAUGGUCUUUAAUUUGUUGAAUGAAUGGGAACCAAUGGGGCCAAGAGGGUCUGUUCUUGAAGAAAGGAUGAACUGUGCACAUAAGGUGCUCGAUAAAAUGUCUGUGAGAGCAUUUUCGACUGGAAUGAUGGAAGGGGUCUCGAUGGGGCAAUUGCUUCGAUCGUUUUAUGAACCACAAGAUCUUAUCGUGAAAACGUCUACUCAAAACCACAAGGUUUCUGCUAUUUUGGUGUUUGGAGACUCCACUUCUGAUCCUGGAAACAACAACUACAUUCUGACCCAUUUCAGGGGCAAUUUCCCAGCUUAUGGGAGAGAUUUUGCAAACCAAAAAGCGACAACGAGGUGUACCAAUGGAAAGAAACACAAUCCUAAUUUUCGAAUUUUUUGGUAA